This is a messenger RNA of Sapajus apella (tufted capuchin), 5973 nucleotides long. RefSeq names its product WAS/WASL interacting protein family member 2 (gene WIPF2). The coding region runs from base 279 to 1601 and encodes 440 amino acids. The record is from RefSeq and is a predicted model, not a curated record. The transcript is spliced from 8 exons. Gene Ontology annotation, molecular function: actin binding. Lineage: Eukaryota; Metazoa; Chordata; Mammalia; Primates; Cebidae.
UUUCCCCCUCCUCCAUUUUGUUCGCGGACGCUGGGGACGGUGGGAGCAGAUCCAUUUCCGGGUUGGCAAAAGGGGCGGCGGCGGCGGCGGCGGCGAGAGGGAGAGCUUGCCGGGGGGCGAGCUGUACAGGACGAAGCCGGAGCGUAGGCGGUGGAGGAUUCGCUCCCAGAGCAGCUGCGGCCAGGUUGGAAAGAGGCCAGGGCGGCUGGGUAUAUGAAUGACCUAAAGCUACAAAUAAAGACGGAGAGACAGCAGUGCCAACUGGGAGCAGGGCAAGAAUGCCAAUUCCUCCUCCCCCACCACCCCCACCUGGUCCUCCUCCACCUCCCACAUUUAAUCAGGCAAACACAGAGCAGCCCAAGCUGAGUAGAGAUGAGCAGCGGGGUCGAGGUGCCCUCUUACAGGACAUUUGCAAAGGGACCAAGCUGAAGAAGGUGACCAAUAUUAAUGAUCGGAGUGCUCCCAUCCUCGAGAAGCCCAAAGGAAGCAGUGGUGGCUAUGGCUCUGGAGCAGCUGCCCUGCAGCCCAAGGGAGGUCUCUUCCAAGGAGGAGUGCCAAAGCUUCGACCUGUGGGAGCCAAGGACAGUUCAGAGAAUCUAGCUGGUAAGCCAGCCCUGCAGGUCCCCAGUUCUCGAGCUGCUGCCCCAAAGCCUCCAGUGUCUGCAGCCAGCGGGCGUCCUCAGGAUGAUACGGACAGCAGCCGGGCCUCACUCCCAGAACUGCCCCGGAUGCAGAGACCCUCUUUACCGGACCUCUCUCGGCCCAAUACCACCAGCAGUACGGGCAUGAAGCACAGCUCCUCUGCCCCUCCCCCACCACCGCCAGGACGGCGUGCCAAUGCACCCCCCACACCUCUGCCUAUGCACAGCAACAAAGCCCCUGCCUACAACAGAGAGAAACCCUUGCCACCGACACCUGGACAAAGGCUUCACCCUGGUCGAGAGGGACCUCCUGCUCCACCCUCAGUCAAACCACCUCCUUCCCCUGUGAAUAUCAGAACAGGACCAAGUGGCCAGACUCUGGCUCCUCCUCCUCCGCCUUACCGCCAGCCUCCUGGGGUCCCUAAUGGACCCUCUAGCCCCACUAAUGAGUCAGCCCCUGAGCUGCCACAGAGACACAAUUCUUUGCAUAGGAAGACAGCAGGGCCUGUCAGAGGCCUAGCGCCUCCUCCACCCACCUCAGCCUCCCCCGCUUUACUGAGUAAUAGGCCACCUCCCCCAGCCCGAGACCCUCCCAGUCGGGGAGCAGCUCCACCACCCCCACCACCUGUGAUCCGAAAUGGUGCCAGGGAUGCUCCCCCUCCCCCACCACCAUACCGAAUGCAUGGGUCAGAACCCCCGAGCCGAGGAAAGCCCCCACCUCCACCCUCAAGGACGCCAGCUGGGCCACCCCCUCCUCCUCCGCCACCCCUGAGGAAUGGCCACAGAGAUUCUAUCACCACUGUCCGGUCUUUCUUGGAUGAUUUUGAGUCAAAGUAUUCCUUCCAUCCGGUGGAAGACUUUCCUGCUCCAGAAGAAUAUAAACACUUUCAGAGGAUAUAUCCCAGCAAAACAAACCGAGCUGCUCGUGGAGCCCCACCUCUGCCACCUAUUCUCAGGUGAAGCCUGGCUUGGUUCUGUUCCUCAGGAAAAGGAUGGACCUUCUCUUCUCAGAUGGUCCCUUCCAUUCCCCUGAAACCUGCAUGAGAGCUCCUAACAUGUUUUUCCAGUGCAACCAACCCCUAGACUCCAAGCGUCCUCCCAGCUCACCUCCAUCUAUGCAUCUCGUCUCUGGAUUUGGUGAUCGGACUCUUUAUAUUGACAAUAGCAUCUCAAACCCUGCAUCCAUCCUUCCUCCAGCAAGCCCUGCUAGCCACGAGGAGCAAGUUUCUAUGUCUCCUGCUUUUCUCUUGGGGAAAGGUGCCUUGUUGUGAUGAAUUAACUCGUUGGGGCAGGGUGGAGAAUGGUACCCCUUCCUUCUCCUGUCCACUGUGGGGGACGCUGGGCAGGUAUAUUAUAUUUCAUCAUUUAGGAGGCUGGCAUAACCAGGACUUAUGGGUGGGAGGGGAGCAUUUUUAGCAAAGCAAGAAAGGAGUUUGCCGAGAAGUGAUCUGUUUUAAAGGUCAAAUUUGGAGAAAGGGCAAGGAAAUGGGUCUGCUUUAUUUUUAGAAGUAUUUUGUUUUUGUUUCCACCUGCCGUCCCCUGCCUCCCCGCCCCCCCCGCAGGGAUGAGUUGGGUAUAAACACUAAAUACUAAUCAGUUGAACUUAACAUUUAAUAAAAAGAGAGGGUGAAAUAAACUGAGGACCAUUUUAGAACUAGUCACUUCUCUGCAGCAAAGGGACCAGGAGCCAUUUGAACCCUCUGGGACCCUGCCGCCCCACUGCCUCAGGAUGCUUGGCUGAGGGAUGUUUUUCCUCCCGCUUACCACCCAUGCCCUCAAAAGAAAAGUCACAUUUUGUGGAGGGCAUCAUUCAUUCCUGAUUCACAAACCCCAAAAACCUCUGGUAGGAGAUAGGAAGAUAGGGCGUGAGCCUGGGCUUUACCUCAGUCUUAAGUCUGCUUCAGUCUUUUGACUGGCCCUGAAGUGGUUGGUGACCCUUUCUGUCCUUCAGCCCCUGGAAGGUGCUCUAGGAUAACAAAUAAGGGCAGGUUGGAUCCCCUUAUGGAAGGAGGUGGCUUUGUGGGGAUGCAAAGGACUUUAAGUCCUGCCGGUACUGUUCACAGCCCACCUGACUGAGCAGACUCUUCCUGUUCCUUUCUCUACCACCCUUGCCUUCCCAGGACUGCACAGCAGAGUAGAGAAGGGUGAGGAAGUAAGCAGAGGCUUUUGAGGAUAUUCAGUAUUCCUCUAUGCCAGGAAGCACAGACUUUGUUGAGGUUUGCCUCGGUUCAGUAGAUCUUCCCUGGCAGCCAGCCAUAGGUUGUUUCUUUGUCUUCCAGGUCCUAGUUAAAGAGCACAGAGAAAGUGGAGGUCCCCAGUCUAGGUGGGAAUUAGACUACCUAGACUAAUUGGAUGAUUGGACGAGGACUUCUUUUUAUCCAACAAUAGGAUAGGACUCCUGGGCUCAAAACACCAGAUGCUUUGGUUCGCUAGAACUGUUGCUACAUGUAAGGCUGCUUAGAGCGUGGCAUGAGAACAAGGAGACCAUGGCUACUCUUUGAAAUGGAUGGGGAAAAUUAACAACUUAAUCACACACAUCACAGGCUUAAACUGUCUUAGGGACCUUUCCAGUUGACAGGAUCACAAGCUAGGGAUCUGUGCAUGGUGCCAGGUGGAAUCUAAGUCUUCCCAGCACUAGGUGAGGGAGGGCUCAACGGGGGUAAUGUGUAUGGGGUCUGCUGUCCUUUACCAUCCCCUGGACCACAUUAACUCUGGGACAAACCAUUUUUAGGUCUGUCACCAAACUUUUCCUAAUCAUUCUUUAUGUAUCAUUCUUUCUAAUCUGUUAGCAGUUAUCUCCCAGAAGUAUCCCUAGCAUCCUGAAGUAAACAGAACUGCCAGGUGUGGUGGCUCACGCCUGUAAUCUCAGCACUUUGGGAGGCCAAGGCGGGCAGAUCACCUGAGGUCAGAAGUUCGAGACCAGCCUGUCCAACAUGGCGAAACCCCAUCUCUACUAAAAAUACAAAAAUCAGCUGGGUGUGGUGGUGUGCACCUGUAGUCCCAGCUACUGGGGAGGCUGAGGCAUGAGAAUUGCUUGAACCUAGGUGGCGGAGGUUGCAGUGAGUGGAGAUGGCGCCACUGCAUUCCAGCCUGGGUGACAGAGUGAAACUCCAUCUCAAAAAACAAAUUUAAAAACACUAAUAGAACUGAGAGAGGGGAUGCUAAUAGAGGGAAAAGAAAGUGCAAGAGUUGAUACUGUGUAGAGUUCCAGGGCAGAUACUGACAAGUGACUGAACUUUGACUGUGAAGUCUUCCCAUUUAUUUUUGAAAUGGGAGUCAAUGCCUUUUGUACAAUAUUAUCAGAGUGUGUCUUUUUUUUUUUCCUCCUUUUAUUCAGACAUAGAGCAUCACAAUAUCACGAGUAAAGCCAAACCCCAGCUUUUCACUGGGGUUGAUAUCGUCCUCCCCAUGACCUGCUGCCCCUCAUAUUCCCCAGUACUUGGACUGUCACAUGGGUAUUGAUUGUAUACUUGUCUUGGCCUCCUGCAAAAAGGCCUGGGUCUAGAUCUAGUCAGAUGGAUUUUCUUUUUCAGAGCAUGUUGAUGACACAACACCUGUUUAAAUGUCUUUGCCUUAUACAUUAUUUGGUCCCACUGUUAAUAAUAGAUUUAUUACCAUGUAUAUUUACUAUUGAAGAUGGGAAUGUGAUCUGCAUAGUUAUUGGUCUAUUUUGUACGUUGUAAAAAGCUUCUAGGUUUAAGGUGGGCUGGCUACAAGAGCAUAAAACUCCUCACCUGUUAAACUGCUCUUUUUAUCUGCUUGUGGGAAUGUUGUCUCUUCUGUGGAAGAUUGGGUGGUCUCAUGUUGAGGCUGUUGCCCAGUCCAAUUAACUCCCUUGUCCCCUUCCAGAAGGAAGAGACAUUGCCCAACUAAGCAUUAGGAAGCUGUGUUAAAAGCCCUUGUAUGGGUUUAGUUUAGUGAUGUUUUCCCUAAUGGGUAAAACUUUAUAGUUGUUUCUUAACUGCCCUGACUGGGAAGCAGGGCGGUGGCCUCCAGGUUUUUAAAUGAGCUAGAUGCCUCUCUUCCCCUUCUCUGGUCACCGAACCUGGACCAAAGCACUUUGAUAUUCCAGGUGUGAUUUUCUCUGUCGUGGGGAUUUGCUCCAGCUGCAGAGCCCCAUCAUUUUCACAGCCUAGGCCAGCAGAGUGAGAACCUAGGGCUACCCUAUUUGAUGGAUAUGCGGCCGCUGUCUCCAGGAGCUCAUCCCAGCCCUCCUAACUGGCAGCGGCAAGGAGACUCGUCACCAGCCAUUGCACUGGGGAACUCCCUCACCGCAUGGCUUCCCAACUUGAAACCCAGAUUUACCUCCAGGGAGAGGUUACAAAAUAAUUGUAAAUAGACUUGCUACAGAGCAACUCAGGGUUGGGGUGUGUUUUAAUUCUCCUGAUCACUUGAAAUAAUCUGUAGGCCGAGUGCUUAUGGGAGUGGGGGAGAAGUGCGACUCCAGGGUCCUUCCCUUCUGUGAAGCUCUGGGGGGGUGGAGUGUGGGCAUCUGAGGCCCUACGAUGGCACUACACUGAGUUGUCUGUCCUUCCGGAAACCCAACCUGCAAUCAACUGCAAAUCAAAUUCUUCACAUUCCAGUUACAGUCUUUCUUUCCCCAUUGAAUCUCAGUCCCUGGCCCUGUGGUCGAGGCGGCUUUCUGUUAAGCUACCUGAAUUUAGGGAAUGGGAGGGGAGAAAGGAGGGCCAUUACAACUCUGCCUUCAAGACUCAUCUCUUAAAAUGAAACAAAACUACAACCACCAUCAAAACCACACGCACGAAAAAAAAAAAAAGGAUAACUUUAACCGAAGGAAGGGUUUGGUUCCAUUCAACUCCACAUUCAUUGUGCCUUUACUUGUGUUAGAUUUCUGUGCUUUCUUUGUCUCCCUCUUUGAAGCAAUUAAACUCGUCCUUGACAAUUGCUGUUUCUUUCUACUCUUGUAUCUGGCAACUUAGUGGGUUCCUUCUCUAAUUGUCUUAAAUAUUAUUCCACUGGUGGCAAGUGGGGACUAGCCGCCUUUUCUUGUGUCUAAUCUUUGUCCUUUCUCAUGGUGCCCUGCAUGGAAGUCACAGUCAACACUGAAUAAACGACUAGACUGACACGUGUGCGUGCGUGUGUGUGUGUGUGUGUUCAUCUGUCUGCAUGUGGAUCUAUUUCUUUUAAAAAAUAAUUUAUUGUAUGAUUUUUUUGGAGUUAUAUUCUGAUUACAGUGCUCCCUCUCCCAAAUAGCAUUGAUUUCUUUUCCCCCUCUAAAAUGUGUAAAAUCUGGGCUCAGGUUGGAUUCUUUAGUACAUUUCUUUCUUCUGGAUCCCGUGUAGUUUAAUUAAACCUUGCUUAAAAACAAAAA